CUCAUCUGUUCGGACCCCAUCUAGGAGGUCUCUAUUCCCCCCCCCGCCCUCCGUCUCCUCCUUGCCCCCCCCUCCUCGAUCCUUCUCGUUAUCAUAGUGCCCUUCCUCAUCCUCCAGCAGCCACCUUGGGUUCAAUCAAGAACACUCGAGAGCGCCCACACUCGGACGAAUCAAAACUACACAACACGAAAGUCUGAUCGACCAGGACUGGUCACUCACCACCGUUUACAUUUACAGUCGACUCAUGGCCAUGUUCUUCGGCCCACCCAUUACUUCUACUUAUUCUUCUUUCCCGUCAAAGAAGUCAAGGCCCUCUUCAGUGUGGAGGAAAAUAUGGUGCGUGGUGGUCGCCAUACUCCUGCUGGCGGUCAUCGAGUUCUACCUGAAUCCGUCCCCAGGGCCUCAGCCGCGGGGGGCGCUCACCAAGGAGGACGCGGACUGCCUCCUCCACAAUUCCACGAGCAACUUCUCGAGCGAUGCCACGGGCGAUCCGCUGAGCGGCCACGGCAACAAGGCCAUGGGCCUGGGGGAGCUCUGGGAAUGUUCGGCCUUGCUCUGCAUCGUGCCCCUCUACAUGUACCUGUCGGCCAGGGGCAGCAGCGAGAAGGCGCUGCCGCCCGCUGGCCGCAAGAGGGCCUCGUCCUCGACCUCGCCGCGGGGCGGAGAAUCCACUGAGCGCGGCGAGCGCCUGGCCGCACAAGCGCCGUCGCGGCAGCAGCAGCGGCAGCCUCGCAAGCUGCAGCAGCAGCAGCAGCAGCGGCCCGGCAGCAGCAGCAGCAGCGGCGGCGGCAGCAGCAGCCACUCCCCAGGCGCUUCCGCGGCGCACGCCGCGCGCCCAGAGGACGCCGCCGCCCGUGCUUUGUCGGAGGGCUCCGGCCACCUCCCAGCCCUGGGGCCCCCCGAGAGGGAUUUCACGGUCGACAUCGGCACCGCCCCAGCAGACGCCCUCGCCUCGUCGGCGGUGCACAGCAGCCUUUUGCGGCUGCACGCGGCUGCGAAGGUGGGCGACGCGGCCACGGCCGAAGCCAUCGCAAUCUCCCUGACGGCCAAGGGCACGCAGAUUCCGGUGGUCGGAUACGGCGCGCUGAUCAGCGCAUAUGCGAAGGCGGGCGACGCCAUGGGCGCAGAGCGUUGGCUGAACGAGCUUAUCAAGUCGGGCGUCGGGAAGCCCAACACCAUCUGCGUCAACAUCACCAUCAGUGCCCACGCGAAGGCGGGGGACUUCCAGAGGGCUGAGCAGUUGCUGCUCAGAAUGCCCAUGCUAGGCCUCGAGCCAGACGACAUGGGCUACAACGCCGUCAUCGACGCUUGUGCCAGGGCGGGCGAUCCGGGCAGGGCGGAAAGGUGGUUGCAGGCCAUGUGGGAGUCCUCGGUGACCCCGAACGUUGUCAGCUACUGCUCGGUCAUCCACGCGUGCGGCAAGGCUGGGGAGACGGCCCGCGCGGAGGCGUGGCUGGAGCGCAUGCGAAGCGACGGCGUGGAGCCGAACGCAAUCUGCUACAACACGGUGAUCCACUCGUGCGCCCGAGCCGGGGACGACGAGCGCGCCGCGGUGUGGGUCGAGCGCAUGGUCGCCGAGGGUAUUCAGCCGACGGUGAACACGUACGGCACCAUCCUGGACAUCUUGUCCAAGAAGGGUGACGUGGUUGCAGCAGAGGGCUGGCUUCAGCGCAUGGUGCGGGAUGGGGUCGCCCUGGACGUGACGAGCUACAACAUGUACCUGGGCGCCUGCAACCGCGCUGGUGAUGCGGACAGGGCGAGCACCUGUUUCGCGGACAUGCGCGCGAGAGGAGACAGGCCCAACACGAUGAGCUACAACCUCUUGCUCAAUCUGUAUGCACGGAAGUCCGACAUCGAGGGCGCCGUACGGUGCAUCGAGGAGAUGCGCCAGGACGGCGUCCUCCCCGACAGGGUCAGCUUCAACACCAUGAUCAAAGCCUUCUCGCGCAGCGGCGAUGUGGACGGCUCGGAGACGUGGUACAACAAGAUGAUCGAGGCAGGCGUGGAGCCAGACAUUGUGACCUUCAACGCCAUCAUCGGCACUUGCGCCAGGGCCAAGGAGGCCGCCCGCGCGGAGAGCUGGCUGAGCUACGUGAUCAGCGAGGGAGCCGUGCAGCCUGACACGGUGAGCUACACCACGACCAUUGAUGCCUACCUGCGAGUCGGCAACACCACGAAGGCCAACUCGUGGCUUCUCGCGAUGGAGAAAGCUGGUCUUCAGGCCGGCACCAAGAUCUACGGCAUGUUGGUACACGCGCUCGUGAAAGUCGGCCACGUGUCGGGCAUCGAGGAUGUGAUCCAGAGAAUGCAGGAUGCGGGCGUCGCCCCGACGAAUUCCAUGUACAACUGCCUCAUCGGCGCAUGCGCCAAGCAGGGAGAAACAAGCAGAGCUGAGCGGUGGCUCGAGCAGAUGCUCGGGAUGGGCGUCGAGGCUGAUGUGAUCAGCUACUCCACGCUGAUCCACGCAUGCGCCAAGAGCAGCGACCUCCGCCGAGCCGAGGGCUGGAUGGCGCGCAUGCAGGGGGCGGGCGUUCAGGGCAACGUGGUCACGUAUAAUUGUUUAAUCAACGCUUGCGCACGUGCAGGAGACGGAUCGCGCGCAGAGGAGUGGCUGAGCAAGAUGCAAGACAUCGGUCUCCAGCCGUGCGUCCUCACCUACAACUCUGUGAUAAACGCUUGUGCGAAGGCCGGCGACUUUCUCGGCGCCGAGAAGUGGCUGACGGAGAUGCAGCGGCGGGGCGUCAACCCAGACAUUGUGAGUUUCAGCACGGUGAUCCACGGGUGCGUGAAGGCCAACGAGUUGCCGCGAGCUGAGGCGUUGCUCAUUGCCAUGAGGGCAGCUGGGGAGCCCCCCAGCCAGUUCUGCUACGAUUCCCUGAUCCAGGCCUGCGCCCACGCGGGACACAUUGCGAGGGCGGAGCGCUGGAUGGAAGAGGCGCUGAACGACGGCCUGACUCCGUGCCCUGGCUCCUUCACGAGCCUCAUCAGCCGGUGCUCCCGCGCUGGCGAGCUCGACAAGUCCAAGAAGUGGCUCCUGAGGAUGGGGGAGGCGGGCCACGACGGCGCCAGAGACCACCGGGCGCUGGCAGCGGCCUGCUCGCGCCAGGCGUCCGGGCCCGACCGCCGCGGCGUGCGCUCGCCCGGCGCCCGGGCGCGCGCCUGCUGAGCGUCUCGGGGGGCCGGGCGCGGCCGCAGCCGCGCGGCGAGGGCGGGGGCCACCCCGGUGGUGGAAAAUCGGGCAAUCACCACCUUCCUGCUGCGGAGCGGCUCCGCGGGCGAGGGCCCACGGGAGCGGCGUAGAGCAGCAGAGGAUGCUGUACAUCAAGAUGUCUGAUGGUAUGCAGUCGGUGUCUCGGGGGCCGUCUGGGGGCUGCCCGCAGCAUUUCCAGGUGUGGUGGUGAAAGGUUUGUCGGACGAGGGUCGCCUCGCGCUGAACGGCCGCUUUACGUUUGCCUUGCCGGCGGCGUGCGCGUAGCGAGGCCCGCUCAUGCGGGGGCGCGAUGCUC
This is a messenger RNA of Prorocentrum cordatum, 3506 nucleotides long. The record is from the annotation of a GenBank genome assembly. Lineage: Eukaryota; Dinophyceae; Prorocentrales; Prorocentraceae.